CUUAUAAGUUAUUGACAUAUAAAGAGAGAGUGUUAGAGAGAGAAGCUAUCAACUUAUUAGCAACAAGGAGAGGCCAGAAUUGCUCUCAAAUCCUCAAAAAGUGCCAAAAAUGCCCCCAAGAUCAGGAAAAGGGAAAUCAAACAAAGCAAAGGCAGAGAAGAAGAAAAAGGAAGAGAAAGCGGCAACAGCACCUUCUCUUGUUGACAUCACUGUGGUCACUCCAUAUGACACAGAGGUUGUCUUAAAGGGUAUCUCUACCGAUAAGAUACUGGAUGUGAGAAAAUUGUUGGCUGUCAAGGUGGAGACAUGCCAUUUCACAAACUAUUCUUUAUCUCAUGAGGCCAAAGGGGAGAGAUUAAGUGAUAGAGUGGAGGUUGUUACCCUUAAGCCAUGUCUUCUAAGAAUGGUUGAAGAGGAUUACGCAGAGGAAGCCCAAGCAAUUGCGCACGUGCGGAGGCUCUUGGACAUUGUGGCCUGCACAACAAGGUUCGGUAGGCCCAAACGUGGAUCACCAAACCCAGAAACAAAGCCCAAGAAGAACGGUAAGGCCCAACAUCAGAGCAAGACGGGCUCGAGUGUGAGCCCACCGGAGACACCGAAUGGGGAAUCCCGGGUGGGGUCACCGUCGUCGUCGGAGCCUCCGUCGCCGAUCUCCGACAACGUGGGGAUGAAGGCGAUUCACACGACGCCGAAGCUCUCCGAUUUCUACGAGUUCUUCUCUUUCUCUAACCUCUCUCCCCCCAUUUUACAUUUGAAGAGGUGUGAAGUGAAGGAUGAAGAAGAUAAGCGCAAAGGGGGUUUCUUUCAGCUUCAGGUUAAAAUAUGCAAUGGAAAGGUGAUAGAAGUGGUUGGUUCAGAGAAAGGGUUCUACACUGUAGGGAAGCAGUCUCUGCGCAGCCACACUUUGGUUGAUCUUCUGCAACAGCUCAGCAGAGGCUUUGCUAACGCAUAUGAAUCAUUGAUGAAAGCUUUUUUGGAACGUAAUAAGUUUGGAAAUCUUCCAUAUGGAUUCCGAGCAAAUACAUGGCUUGUUCCUCCAUCUGUUGCCGAGUCUGCUUCAAAUUUUGUGGCAUUACCCACUGAGGACGAAAACUGGGGUGGCAAUGGUGGUGGCCAAGGAAGAAAUGGCGAAUUUGAUCAUAGACCAUGGGCAACAGAUUUUGCAAUAUUGGCCUCUCUUCCUUGCAAAACUGAGGAGGAGAGAGUGAUCAGAGAUAGAAAAGCAUUUCUCCUUCACAGUCAAUUUGUUGAUGCCUCAAUAUUUAAGGCUGUUGCGGCUAUACGGCAUGUCCUGGAAUCAAAAUCAGACAUGAAGAAUGAAUUGAAUUCUUCUCCAGGUUCUAUUCUGCAUGAGGAUCACGUGGGGGACUUGUCCAUUGUAGUCAAACGUAGCAUCCAGAAUGGAAAUAGAAAGUAUGAUUCUGUUGUGGAUGAAUCCAGCAUCCGCAAGGAGGAUGCUCAGAAGAAUUUGAUCAAAGGGUUGACUGCAGAUGAAAGUGUAAUUGUUCAUGAUACUUCUUCCUUGGCUGUUGUCGUUGUACACCACUGUGGAUAUACUGCAACAGUAAAGGUUGUGGGUAAUGUGAACAUGAAGAAGCCCAAAGUUCGAGAUAUUGAAUUAGAUGAUCAGCCAGACGGAGGGGCAAAUGCUCUCAACGUCAACAGUUUGAGGCUACUGCUUCACAAGUCUGGAGGUGAGUCAUUAGAAAGGACUUUAUCAUCCGUAUCAAAUUCGGAUGACCUAGAUGCUUCUAAAAGUCUAGUUAGGAAGGUGGUUCAAGAAUGCAUGGAAAAGAUAAAGGAGGAGCCAAGUGUUUCAAGAAGGUUUAUUCGAUGGGAACUUGGCUCCUGUUGGAUGCAGCAUUUGCAAAAACAGGAAACUUCAACAGAUAACAGUUCAAAAAACAAAGAAGAUGGCAAUGACAUUGAGCAAGCUGUCAAAGGUCUGGGAAAGCAAUUUAAAUUUUUGAAGAGGAGAGAGAAGAAAUUAGAUAAUCUACAUGGUGCAGAUUCCAGGGAGCAAAAUGACGCUACCCAUAAAGUUGAGCAGAACAAUGAUGACUUAAGUAACUCUAAUGAAUUAGAGAAACUACUUUCUGAAGAAACAUUUUUGCGUCUCAAAGAAUCAGGAACUGGUCUUCACAGAAAGUCAGUGGAUGAGCUUAUCAGCAUGGCAGACAAGUUUUAUGAUGAAAUUGCCUUGCCGAAACUGGCUAUGGACUUUGGAUCACUUGAACUUUCUCCAGUGGAUGGGCGUACACUGACUGACUUCAUGCAUUUGAGAGGAUUACAGAUGCGAUCAUUGGGUAAAGUGGUUAAACUUGCAGAGAAUCUUCCACACAUUCAAUCCCUCUGCAUUCAUGAGAUGGUUACUCGAGCUUUCAAGCAUCAACUUAAAGCAGUUAUUGCCUCUGUUGAUAAUGUAGCUGAUCUCUCUGCAGCCAUUGCGUCAACACUGAAUUUUUUACUUGGCGGGUGUCAAACAGAAGAUACUGACCAAAGUUUGAGUGAUGAUCAUAAUCUCAGAAUUCAGUGGUUACGAAUAUUUUUGUCCAAAAGAUUUGGGUGGACAUUGAAUGAUGAAUUUCAACAUUUGAGGAAGUUAUCGAUUCUCAGGGGACUCUGUCAUAAGGUUGGAUUGGAAUUGUUCCCAAGAGAUUAUGAGUUGGACUCCCAUAAGCCCUUUGGGAAAAAUGAUAUUAUCAGCCUGGUUCCCGUUUGCAAGCAUGUAGGGUGCUCCUCAAUAGAUGGACGCAAUUUAUUGGAAUCUUCUAAAAUUGCUCUUGAUAAAGGAAAGCUCGAGGAUGCCGUAAAUUAUGGAACAAAGGCAUUAGCUAAGAUGAUGGCUGUUUGUGGCCCCUAUCACCGAAAUACAGCAAGUGCGUAUAGUCUUCUAGCUGUGGUUCUCUAUCACACUGGAGAUUUUAAUCAGGCCACUAUUUAUCAGCAAAAGGCAUUGGAUAUAAAUGAGAGGGAGCUUGGACUUGACCACCCGGACACAAUGAAAAGCUAUGGGGAUCUUUCUGUUUUUUAUUAUCGUCUACAACACAUUGAGUUGGCUCUGAAGUAUGUUAAUCGUGCUCUAUUCCUUCUCCAUUUUACAUGUGGGCUGUCUCAUCCAAACACAGCUGCAACAUAUAUAAAUGUAGCUAUGAUGGAAGAGGGCAUGGGAAAUGUUCAUGUAGCACUCAGAUACUUGCAUGAAGCUCUUAAAUGCAACAAAAGAUUGUUAGGAGCAGAUCAUAUACAGACUGCUGCAAGCUAUCACGCCAUAGCUAUAGCUCUUUCAUUGAUGGAUGCAUAUUCUCUGAGUGUGCAACAUGAGCAAACUACACUAAAGAUACUUCAAGCAAAACUUGGAUCAGAAGACCUCCGUACACAGGAUGCUUCCGCAUGGCUUGAAUAUUUUGAAUCAAAAGCCAUAGAGCAGCAAGAAGCAGCUAAAAAUGGAACUCCAAAGCCUGAUGCAUCCAUUGCAAGUAAAGGACACCUUAGCGUGUCAGAUCUCCUGGAUUUUAUUAGUCCUGACCCAAAAGGAAACGAUGCUCAGAGGAAACAGAGGCGUGCAAAGAUACUCCCAACAAGUGAUAGCAUCCGUCAAGAACAUGAUGAUGCAAUUGCUGAUGAGAGCAUACAUUUUGAUAACCCAAAAGAUGCUCCAAGUAUGGUAGAAGGCAAUAUAGAAGAAACAAAUGGCACAAUUGAUUCUCAAGUACCGAAAGAAAAUGGUGACUUCACUAGGUACAGGCCAGUGACAAGGGAAGUUGUUUCUGAGACAUCAUCUGAUGAAGGUUGGCAAGAAGCCAAUUCAAAAGGGCGGUCAGGAAAUGCUGCUAACCGCAGCAAGUUUGGACGUAGAAAGCGACCAGUUCUAUCAAAGCUCAGCAUUAAUGGUUCCAAUAAUUACCUUUACAAGGAUGGAAGUUCUAGGAAUGACAUUACCUCGCCACCACAAAGAGGAGUUCCAAAAGUCAUGUCAGAUAUGUCAUCUCCAUCUAGACAACCAAAAGCUCGAAACGUAGCUUUGAACGAGGAUUCUGUUAAUCAUCCAACAAGAGCUUCUAAAAUUUCAUCUCCAGCAUCUCUAAAUUCCUUGGCUUCAAAGUCUAUAUCUUACAAAGAAGUGGCUUUGGCACCACCAGGUACAGUUUUGAAGCCAUUGUUGGAAAAGGCUGAGAUGGACAAGGCUAAUGCUGAAGAUGAGAUAUGCAGCAGUCCAGCUGUGACAUCAACAAAUGAAGGCACCUGCCAAAGUUCCAUUAUUAAUACAGUUUCUCAGCAUGAUGAAACAGAGGAAUCUCAUGAAAUUGAACCUAAACAAAAUUCUACAUCAGAACAUGAGAAGGUUUCCCUUGCUUUUGAUCAGGCAAAACCUACUGAAACAAAUGGAAGUAAGCUUUCAGCUGCAGCCAAACCGUUCAAUCCAGGAAUGUUGUCCAUGUCUCAUCAUUUAAAUUCAGUUUCCCUCACAAGCAUGUAUGAUACAGAUGUUAGUCAAGGCAUGCACGUGGAGCCUGUGCUUCCCCCUGCUGUUGCUAGGGUCCCUUGUGGGCCUAGAUCACCUCUAUAUUACAGAACCAACUAUACUUUUCGCAUGAAACAUGGUUUUGCUAAAUGCCAAACCCCUAUUAGGGAAAGAAGUGGAUUUGGCUCUCCAAGAGUAAUGAAUCCACAUGCUCCUGAGUUUGUUCCCAGAAGUGCUUCUCAAAUAGAAACCAAUGAUGUCAAUUCAAAUGAUUUGUCUGAGGUAGGCAUGGCAGAAAAAAAUAAGCUUGAUGAAAACUUUGUUGAAAUCAAAGAAAGUUCCUCAAAAAACAGUAUUUCUGAAUCUGAGAAGUCUGAGAUAGGGAGACAGAUAUUGCUCAGUCUUCUAGUGAAAUCUGUCAAGGAUAAUAUUGAUUCUGUGGAUGAAUCUAAGGAUGGUGAAGGAAAAAUUGAGAACUUGGAAAGUUGUUCUGAUGAAAUAGCCAAAGACAGUGCUGUCAUAAACAUUAAGUAUGGAAAUGAAGAAAAGAAUAAGACGGUGCCUCAUUCCAGUGAUGGUGGUGAGGAAGAGAAAUUAGGUGUUACUGAGAAAAAGAAUGGAGAUGGUGAAGGGUUUAUAGUUGUCUCAAAGAGGAGGAAAAACAGGCAGAAGAUCACAAAUGGAGUCACAGAAUUGUACAACCAACAGUCCAUCUGUGCUUCAGUUCGUUGAAUAGAGUUAUGUUAUGAAAUGAAUAACCGAUAUUCUCUCUCCAUCUGAGUAUUUAAUUCCAUGGCCUAGAAUUUUGGUCAUUCAAUUCAUUUUGUUUUUGUCCAUAUAAUAAAUCCGUUCAGGAUUUGUUUAUUCUCUAUAUAGUAAGUUUCGUUCUGAUACUUAAAAAUUUUGUUUCAAUAAAAAGCUGAUUGGCAACUCCAUUUUAGUAUUAUUGUUGUUAAUUUCUGUGGA
Molecule: messenger RNA, 5431 nt
Organism: Cajanus cajan (pigeon pea)
Lineage: Eukaryota; Viridiplantae; Streptophyta; Magnoliopsida; Fabales; Fabaceae
Product: Tetratricopeptide repeat (TPR)-like superfamily protein
Biological process (GO): organelle organization
Cellular component (GO): cytoplasm
Molecular function (GO): protein binding
Source: RefSeq, a predicted model, not a curated record